CUGAACGUUCAAGGAGGCAUGACAUUUAAUUGAAUGUACUGUUACCAUGGAGAGCGUGACAGGCAGGGAGACAGACAGUCAGGUACAAAGACAGUCAAACAAACAGACAGACAGACAGACAGACAGACAGACAGACAGACAGACAGACAGACAGACAGACAGACAGACAGACAGACAGACAGACAGACAGACAGACAGACAGACAGACAGAUAGAGACAGACAGACAAACGGAGAAAGAAUAACAGCUAGAGACAUAGAGGCUGAAGACGUGUUUCCAGCGGAUGGGAGAAUCGAGGGAGUGUUUGUGUUUGUGAAGCGGGAGGAAGGGUGUUGUUUGCUGGGUGGAGCUGAGACUGACCAGUCUGUUGGCAGAUCGCUAUCUUCUUUUCUCCGUCUCCUCUUCACCCCCUGUCUACGCCGACCAUUGAAAUCUCUUUUCUUUCUGCUCAACAAAGACGGUAGGAGACCAUCGCCUGGUGCAUCUCCUCCGCCGUCUCGACUGUUGUGUCGCGGUUUGGCUCGGAGGCUUCGGGAGGACGAGGAGGAGAAGAGGAGGAGGAAACGAUAGGAGGAGAACAGGAGGAGAACAGGGAUGUCUCGGAGGCGAAGCCAGCCGCACUAGAUGUUGUCUCACUGCCCCAGAAUGAGCGUAGCGCUGCAGGAUCUGCGGAACACAAUGUCCAGCUAUAAACGUGCUACCUUUGAGGAAGAGGAGGCUUCAGAUCUUCCUCGGGAUGGAAGCCCAUCGCCUGAAGGUGUCGAGGUGGGCUUCAGGAAGGGCUCCCUGGGGGGUUGGACCCAGCUGGAGGUCUGGCUGGCUGCUCUGCUCCUCGUCUCAGUCCUGCUGCUGCUCCUCACCCUCACCCUGGGACUAACACAGAGCCCAGAUGGGAGCAAGGAGCUGUGUCUCUCGGAGGCGUGCGUGAUGCUGGCGGGGCGGAUGGCGGAGGCGAUGGACCGCCAGGCGGACCCCUGUCAGGACUUCUACCAGUACGCCUGCGGGGGCUGGACCCGCAAGAACCCCCUCCCCGACGCCCGGUCCCGCUGGUCCACCUUCAACAGCCUCUGGGAGCAGAACCAGGCGCUGCUCAAACACAUCCUGGAGAACGGGACAUUUAACGGGACCAGUGAAGCGGAGAGGAAGACCCAGUCCUACUACCUGUCCUGUCUGAACCAGCCCCGCAUAGACCAGCUUGGGGCUCAGCCUCUCAUAGACCUAAUCACCAAGCUGGGGGGCUGGAGUAUAACAGGUAGGUGGGAGAAGGACAAUUUCAUGGAAGUUCUGAAGCUGCUGUCCGGACCGUACAGAGCCCAGCCCUUCUUCUCCCUGGGAGUCAGCACGGACCCCAAGAACUCCAACAGUAACGUCAUCCAGGUGGAACAGUCUGGUAUUUUCCUCCCAUCCAGAGACUACUACCUCAAUAAGACAGCCAAUGAGAAGGUGUUGGAUGCGUAUCUGGAGUACAUGGUGGAGCUGGGCCUACUGCUGGGAGGGAGCAGGAACUCCACGGAGCAGGAGAUGAGGCAGAUCCUGGAGCUGGAGACGGCUCUGGCUAACAUCACCGUCCCUCAGGACCAGAGGAGAGACGAGGAGAAGCUCUACCACAAGAUCACUAUCGCUGAUCUACAGGUCCUUGCUCCGGCCGUGGACUGGCUGGACCUCCUGUCCUCGUCCCUCUCUCCUCUGGAGCUGAACGACACUGAGCCGGUGGUCAUCUACACCAGAGAGUACCUGGUGGAGAUGUCUCAACUCAUCGCACGCACUGACCGCAGUCUGCUGAAUAACUACAUGAUUUGGACAUUGGUGCAGAAGGGCGUCGCUAGCUUGGACCAGCGGUUUGAGAACGCCCAGGACAAACUGCUGGAGAGUCUGUACGGAACCAAGAAGUCGUGCACGCCGCGGUGGCAGACGUGCAUCGGCAACACCGACGACACCAUGGGCUUCGCCCUGGGGGCGCUGUUUGUCAAGGAGACCUUCGACAGGAACAGCAAAGGAAUCGCAGAGCAGAUGAUAAAUGAGAUCAGGACUGCAUUUAAAGAAUCUUUGGACCAGCUGAGCUGGAUGGACCCUGACACAAGAGAGGCAGCCAAAGACAAGGCUGAUGCCAUAUACGAUAUGAUCGGCUUCCCAGACUUCAUCCUGGACCCCAAAGAGCUUGAUGACGUCUAUGAUGGGUACGAGGUUGGGGAAGAGAGUUUUUUCAACAACAUGUUUAAUUUCUACAACUUCUCAUCCAGAGUGAUGUCAGAGCAGCUGAGGAAGAGACCCAGCAGAGACCAGUGGAGUAUGACUCCGCCCACGGUCAACGCCUACUACAUGGCCACCAAGAACGGAAUCGUGUUCCCAGCUGGGAUCCUGCAGGCUCCGUUCUACUCACACGACCAUCCCAAGGCGUUAAACUUUGGAGGGAUUGGCGUUGUGAUGGGUCAUGAGCUCACUCACGCUUUGACGACCAGGGCCCGAGAGUAUGAUAAGGAAGGGAACAUGCGUCCGUGGUGGCAGAACUCCUCUGCAGUCCUUCCAGCAGCGCACGAGUGCAUGGUGAGCAGUACAGCCGCUACACUGUCAACGGGGAGAAGGUCAACGGGAGGCAGACCCUGGGGAGAACAUCGCAGACAAUGGAGGACUGAAAGCUGCUUACAAUGCCUACCGGUCGUGGGUUCGACUCAACGGAGAAGAGAAGAGACUUCCAGCUGUUAACCUGACUAAUGACCAGCUGUUCUUCUUGGGGUUUGCUCAGGUAGUUUAUCCAGCAUUCUCUGUAUCUCUCUGUAUAUCUCUCUCUCUCUC
This is a messenger RNA of Gadus macrocephalus (Pacific cod), 2792 nucleotides long. RefSeq names its product endothelin converting enzyme 2b (gene ece2b). NCBI's taxonomy places the organism in Eukaryota, Metazoa, Chordata, Actinopteri, Gadiformes, Gadidae. Bases 624 to 2702 code for a protein of 692 amino acids. Gene Ontology annotation, biological process: protein processing. Gene Ontology annotation, cellular component: plasma membrane. Gene Ontology annotation, molecular function: metalloendopeptidase activity. The transcript is spliced from 18 exons. The record is from RefSeq and is a predicted model, not a curated record.